Messenger RNA from Amoebophrya sp. A120, 1864 nucleotides. The record is from the annotation of a GenBank genome assembly. Lineage: Eukaryota; Dinophyceae; Syndiniales; Amoebophryaceae.
UGUUCGUCGUGCUGGGUAACAAGAUAGAAGAAUGAGCAACGCGCAGCGGAAGUCGUUUUCGUGUGUGAAAACCGUGCCCGUAUGUGUAAGUACUUGAUUUGGCAGUGCGCAUUUAUUUUGACGAAUACCACUAGAACGGUGUCCGCAGCAACUAGCCUUUUUAUAAUCAAACCAUGCCCGGGGGCCUCCUCACGUCGGCGUUGCAGGAAUUGCUCGACCAAAAAGAGCUCUGGUCUUCGUGGUCGGAUACCGCUUCAUCUUCUGCUGGCACACGACGACCUCUUUCAUCCCCCACGACCAGCGCAAGAAUUUUUGCACAACCGGGUACUCCAAUGUUGAAGAUCAACAAGAACAAAUUCAGCACGACUAAAAAUCUGGUCACCCACUUUUUUUUUGGGCCCGAAGAGGACCCGAACGACCCCGGCCCGCCCCCGAACGCGACGGGGGAAGAGCAAACUCUGUGCCCCGCCGACGGCAAGGCGUGCCCGAUUGGGUGCCCGACCCGGGCGUGUGUGGAAGGGCAGUACUGUCCACAGGACGACCAUUCCUUUAAAGCGGAUUUGAAGGUGUGUCCAAAAACGGGGUGCCCGAAGGAAGGCUGUGUGAAAAACGCGUUGGAACGGAAACCCUACCAGCUGAGGCCGUGCAGCAGGACGGUAUAAUUCGAUAUAAUUUGAAGAUAAUGUUCUUGUGUAAAGAAUACACAACGCGCACGUCUAUUUGUGCUGCAAAAAUAGUAGGCAUUCUCAUUGAGGUGAAACUUGCUCGCAGUUACUUCGCGUAGUUCCAGGGCGACGCAAAGUAGUUCUUUCCGCUUUCUUACUGUAUGAUUCAAUCAUCCAGGGUCGCGACCGCAACGGGCAGGCGUACCAGAAUUUCGGGCGGCAGGGGAGAUUUUGCGACGAUCCGAAGCACCCAAACAACAACAUUUGCGUGACGUUCCUCCCGAACGAUUUUUGCAAGUGGAGCGUCGCGCUGAAGCCGGGCGGCAUGCGGGUCGGGUACAGUGAGAAAACGGCGGCGGACGGCGGGAAGUUUUACACGUAUGACCUGGACCGGAGCCAGGAAUUCUACACCGAAAUGCCCCGCAACCAGGCAAUUACCUCUGCGAAAAACGAGGAGGAUGAACACUCGAUCUGGGAAAGGAGUAAUACUGUCACCGGCGGGAAGUUCCUGAACGCAGCGCAAACCCGGUGGCCCUCGACGACGACCGACGUCAGGACGCAGCAAAGUGGGGCUAUCGCCGCCGCGACCAGCUUCGCUUACUCUGUCCACGACGCGGUCACCUCCGAUCACCAAAUUGAUCCGAACUACCAGAAAAACGAAACCUGUUGUCGGACAGAGGACAACUUCUGUCGGGAGGUGGAGGGGGAGCCGAUGUGUGUUACGCUGGAGCAAUUCCGGAACUACAUGCAGAGCGGGCAGAAUUUGCUGAUAAAAUGCUCGGCCAGCCGGGAUCACUUGAACACGGGGUGUUGGUGGAACAACGAUUUGGCGUGGAACUUCUUUGGCGGGAAACAGCAGGAAGUGCCCGGGGUGGUUUCGGUGGAUACGGUGACCCCGCCGAUCAGCGGAAGCCAGUUGAGGUAGAUCAGGCCGCGACUUUAGUCAAGAUGUUGUUGCUUUGGCCCUUUCAGAAGUUCUUUUUCGUAUGUACGAUUUUUUCACCAUACAACAAUUCGAUUUUGAAAUGACCUGACCAACCUGGUGUCAUUAUUUCGACGUGUGAGGACGACGAGAGUUGAAGUUGUCAACCGAUUUCUUUCCUACUGACAUUGCAGUGCGCAGCUUCAUGUUUUUGCAAGUUCUUAUUUCCUCGGGUCGGGCUCGGGGACAAGGACAAGUACAAUCGCUACGAAAUGAA